Molecule: messenger RNA, 965 nt
Organism: Olea europaea var. sylvestris
Lineage: Eukaryota; Viridiplantae; Streptophyta; Magnoliopsida; Lamiales; Oleaceae
Product: protein PLANT CADMIUM RESISTANCE 2-like
Exons: 4
Coding region: 147-755 (202 amino acids)
Source: RefSeq, a predicted model, not a curated record
CAGGGCCUAAUAGUCAGCCAGACGCGGUAAUGAAAUCUCGUUAGUUCUGCUUGACAUUUCAAACUCUAGACGUCUAUCUACAUAUAAUCCUCGCUAUAAAUCAUCUCUUAAUUUCAGUUUUUCAAUAGUUUUAAUCCCAUUUCGAUAUGGAUCCCUUAGAUCCAUACGCUGCCAGAAAAUCUCCACCGCCGAGUGCACCGUGGGUCUUCGACCAACCACCGGCAACAGGCAUACCAGUUCCACCUCCUAACUAUAACUAUUUUGACAAUUCCCAAAUACCUCCACCACGAUCACCACCACCACCACCGCCACCGCCACCGUUACCUCAAGCUCAUGUUAGCACUCCAGGGAAGUGGUCUACUGGUCUCUGUGGUUGCUGCUCCGAUAUUCCAAACUGUUGUAUAACAUGUUGGUGUCCGUGUAUAACAUUCGGUCAGAUUGCUGAGAUUGUAGACAAAGGAUCUACUUCCUGUGGAGUAGGUGGAGUACUUUACACUCUUAUAGCCCUUACGGGAUGUGCGUGCUUAUAUUCUUGCUUCUAUCGUUCAAAGUUGAGAAGGCAAUACAUGCUGCCGGAGACUCCAUGUGCAGAUUGUUGCGUUCAUUUUUGUUGUGAAUGUUGUGCCUUGUGCCAGGAGCAUCGUGAGCUUAAAAACCGCGGAUUUGAUAUGUCUAUUGGAUGGCAAGGAAAUGUGGAGAGGCAGAAUCCUGGAAUUACAACGGCACCAAACAUUCAUGGAGGAAUGAGUCGAUAAGUGGUUGGCUUCUGCUAUCCAAUUGUAGGCGGUGGCCAUUAUAUUUGAUGAGACAUAUAUUUUUCUUCUUUCUUGUGGCAUGGGGUGUGAAUUAGGUAAUGCUUAUAGUUGUUUCAAUUCUAAGUAAUUUAUUUAAUUAAGGUCAAAUUCCAUCAUCCAAGAAACAUAAGUACUUAUAAAUUAUAAUAAAUUUAUAAAUAUUUCAGUUUG